Molecule: messenger RNA, 464 nt
Organism: Staurois parvus
Lineage: Eukaryota; Metazoa; Chordata; Amphibia; Anura; Ranidae
Source: the annotation of a GenBank genome assembly
AUGGGCCCCCGUACCGCCUCCUCAUGCUGCUGCCAGGCCCGUAAUCUGCCAUGGGCCCCCGUACCGCCUCCUCAUGCUGCUGCCAGGCCCGUAAUCUGCCAUGGGCCCCCGUACCGACUCCUCAUGCUGCUGCCAGGCCCGUAAUCUGUCAUGGUCCCCUGUACCGCCUCCUCAUGCUGCUGCCAGGUCCAGAGUGUGUCAUGGGUCCCUGUACGGCCUCCCAUUGCUGCUGCCAGGCCCGUAAUCUGCCAUGGGCCCCCGUACCAACUCCUCAUGCUGCUGCCAGGCCCGUAAUCUGUCAUGGGCCCCUGUACCGCCUCCUCAUGCUGCUGCUGCCAGGUCCAGAGUGUGUCAUGGGUCCCUGUACGGCCUCCCAUUGCUUCUGUCUCCAUCGCCACACUCUGCCAUGUACCACUUUCAGGUCUCCUCACACUGCUGGUGGCUUCCAUUUUGUCAUAGGGUGC